This is a messenger RNA of Entamoeba dispar SAW760, 895 nucleotides long. RefSeq lists its product as uncharacterized. The record is from RefSeq and is a predicted model, not a curated record. The annotation marks the transcript as partial. Gene Ontology annotation, molecular function: sequence-specific DNA binding; DNA-binding transcription factor activity. Gene Ontology annotation, cellular component: nucleus; endoplasmic reticulum membrane. Lineage: Eukaryota; Evosea; Mastigamoebida; Endamoebidae. Gene Ontology annotation, biological process: protein autoprocessing; positive regulation of DNA-templated transcription. The transcript has a single exon.
AUGAGUCAAUUAUCACCUCCUCUUGUUCUUGUUAAAAGUGAACAAAUUCCAAGAACACAAAACCAAAGAAUGAAAAAUUGGAAAUGUACAUUUCCUGAAUGUGAAGAAACGCCCAAAACAAGAUACAAUUGUUAUGCACAUAUUUGGGAUGCACAUUUACGGACAGAACUUAGUAAACCUGGAAAGAAUCCAAAGAAUUUAUUAUUAACAACGUUUAAGUUAUCUCCUCAAAAAGAUGAUAUUAAAAGAAUGUGUGAGGAUUAUAUGAUUAAGUUGAUAGAUAAAUAUCCACCAACAAAAAUUAAAAGAAAUCAAAUAAUAAAUAAUAAUGGUGGUGAUAAUGAUGGGAAAUCACAAUAUCCAUUUGCAUUUGAUCCUAAUUCAAAAUCAUUUGAUAAUGAAAUUCAUACUAAUUCAUCAUCAAAUAGUGUUAUUAAUAAUGAAAAUACACCGAGUCGAUCAAUAGAAAGUGUUCCAAUAUCAUCUUCUGGACCAUCUGUUGGAAUUGAAAUGCAAGCAAUAAAACAAGACAUAGGUAUAAAUGAAAUGCCACAAAUUGUUCAAAUUCCAUCAAGGGGAGAUUACCAAAUAACAGCAGAAGAUUUCAUUAAGAUUGAAAAGAUUAAUGAAAAUCUCCGACAAUUACAUGUACUUGGAGAAAUAUUUGCAGAAAAUGGAUUUUUAGUACGGUCAGAUGCACGAAGUAAAACUGAUAUUGAAGAAAUACAUAAUUCUCUUAAUGGAAUUUUAUCUCUAGUAGGAGUAUCUUAUUCUUAUAAAAAAGAUUGUGAUAAUAAAAAAUAUGGAUUUAUUGCACAAGAAGUACAAAAGAUUUAUCCAGAAUUAGUAAAAGAAGAUGAUACAGGAAAAUUAACAGUAGAUUAUUUAGGAAUUA